Messenger RNA from Polypterus senegalus (gray bichir), 2286 nucleotides. RefSeq names its product glutamate-rich protein 6-like. The record is from RefSeq and is a predicted model, not a curated record. The transcript has 12 exons. Lineage: Eukaryota; Metazoa; Chordata; Cladistia; Polypteriformes; Polypteridae. Bases 198 to 2027 code for a protein of 609 amino acids.
CUAUGUCGUCUGGUAUCCUGUGAGCCAAGAUGUUGGUGUCCAGUCGCCAUGGAGACAACAUGGACAACAAUCUCCUGCCUUGGACGCACGUUUCUCUCCGCUUUGUAUUAACUUACUGACAAUCUGAAAUUGGACAUUUUAUCAAAUACGCAGAAUAAGAUGAUGAUGAUGUGAAGGAAAACUCCAGACUUUCCAAGAUGAGUAGAGAAACUGGAGAGUCUAGCAGUAUUCCACCGGAAUUAUCACAUUCAGCCCUGCAUCCCAUUCCCUCCACAUCAGGACUUACAAUUGAGAAUGUUGAGAGGCUGGAGAGACACUAUGAAGCAAGUGGACAGUAUAGUCCUGAGAAGGCAGUAGAGCAGUAUAUCAUGCAAAUGAAUUGGACUAAUGCUGAAGAACUAUUUGAAGUUAAUGAGUCCCAAAAGGCAAAUGCAAAGGAGGCCCAUGAGAGUGACAUUAUUCCUGAAUAUGGUGGCAGUGGCACAAGGGCAAAGCAUAGUUCACCAACAGGAAAAAAUAAGGAACAGAAAAGGGAAACUGCAGAAAAUGGGAAGCUAUUUGACAGUGAAUCACGAAGUGCACUUAAUGGUCUUUUCACCAGUCCUAGUUUGGAGUUUGAUGAUAGUGUUCGUCAAAAAAAGGUGAUGGAACAUGCAAACCUUUUACCAAAUGUUGGUCCUCCAGCUUUUCUUGCAUUCAAACAGGAAUCUAAAAAGCCACCUCCAGAUUUUGAUGUGAAUUAUUUCAAGCCUUCUGAAGAGAAUGAGGAAGAGUUUGAAGAACCUGAUGACACUGCCUGUGAGUUCUCCGAUCCCGACAUGAUACCAUUAGACAGAAAGGAGGAAAUGGUAUCACAUCCAUGUCCUGAAGAGCUCUUCAGUAGUGAAUCAUACCAAAGAUUGUGUGAGUAUGUUCUGGAGGAAGAAGAUGAAGUGUUAAUACCUGAAUCUGCACAGAGGACAUUUGAUGUUUCUCCUCAUGUAUCAUCUCAAGAACCCACCAACGAUAAAUCUUCCAUGGAAAGACCAAAUCAAAAGCUGAAUGUACCUAAAGAGAAGGUUCAAUUCAAGACCCCAGUGGGCACUAGAAAGGCACAAGAUAGCACUGCAUAUAAUGCAGCAGACAAAAAAGCAGAAGAGCAGGCAGACAACCAGGAUAAUGAAAAUAUGAUAAAGACCAUCUCUUACCAACUUUCAACUGCAACUUUAUCUAGACGAGAAGAUGUUGAUUUUCCGCCAUCAGCAUAUCAGAAUUUUGAUGACAUUUUUACAAUCUGCUCAGAAGAUUUGCAUAAAAAGAGAUAUCAUGAAGUUAUUAGGAAGUAUUAUCCAAAUGGAAAGACCUUCCUUACCAUUUUUAAAGAUGGCUCAGGCCAAGUUUUCUAUCCUACAGGGAGAAUUGCCAUCAUGAUUUCCUUUGUGCAUCCAGCUGACUUUACAUACCUCAUUCUGGAAGACAGUGGAAUAAGGCCACAAAUUCAAGCCAUCUUUACAUCCAAAGGCCGAUCAACAUGCUACUACCCCAAUGGGGCAAUCUGGGUGAAUCUGGAUGGCUUUGGUGGGUGUCAUUAUGAUGAAAAAGGAACACUGAAAAAGAGAUGGGCAUGGCAUUUCCACAACGGGCACAUUCAUGCUCCUCCAAUUCAACCAAUUUGCCUGGGCCUAAACUCACAAACUGGAAUUCGUAUCCUCUCUCAAGAGGAAGUCUACGUAACAUUCACCCAUAAAAGAAACCGUGUGAGGUUCAACAUGGGCUCCAAGUUAAGGCUAAAAGAGCCCAAGCAGGAGCGAGUAACUGGGUCUGAUGUCAUACGUAAGGUGUUACAGCAGAAAACUCUCAAGAUCCACACCCUCCUCGAUAAGAUCCAGACUGCUGUAAAAUGUUCUCAGUGCCUGCCCAAGCUGCACGCCUUACCUAGCAGUCUCUCAAAACUGGAAGAGCAGAAGUCGGAAGAAGAAAGCUCAAGGAAGUCAGAUGUUCAGUUGUCAUUUGACAAGGGUCUAAGGGCAAAAGAAAAGAAAAAGUGACUUCAUCUUCAAAGCAGUCUGUCAAAAAUAAUAAUAUGAAUGAACAGAAACAAACAGCAAGUUUGGGAAGUGGUUUCACUUCUCUAUUUAUUCAUCAUGAUUUCAAGUAGAUAAACUUUAACAUUUGUUCAACACAAACUCUUCUGCAAGUUUUCUUUCAGGUACCCACCCAUUUGUUUGUCAUUUUUAAUUGCAAUAUCACAAAUCAUUAGUGAUUUUAAAUUCUGCCAACAUGUUGCCAAAAAUCUAAUUUGUUGUG